AACAAUUCAGUUUCUUUUUACGGCUAGCGCGUGUGAUUGUUAUGUAAAGUAAAAAAAUCCUAAAUUCCUUUCUAAAUCAGUGUGAAUCCUAGACAGAAUCACCAUGCAUCGAUUCCUUGUGCUCAAGAGUACCAUUCCCAGUAGUUUUCAUCUCCUGACUCUGCCCAAGUGCCCGAGUAUUGUCCAAAAUUGCUGGACCACGAGUCGCGUGGAUUUUCCUCAGAAUUUUAACUUUUGUGUUCAGAGGCAACAUUCCACCACUGUUAAUCUCGAUGCUCUUCGUUUGAUCAAGAAGAAAAAGAAAGCCCGGAAGAAGAAAUUCAUAGAAUUGCUGCAAGUUACAGACAGAACGACAAAGGAAACUAAGACUUCGGUGAAAAAAUUGAAAAACAAAAAACUGACAGAGUUCAUUGGGAAUGGGAACACAAGUAUUUCCUCAGUUGCUGCCCUAAGUUCCGGCGUAGAAUACUCGAAAUUUAACUUUACCCUCCAAAACAGUCCAAAAUUCCAGACUGAAGAUGUCCCAAUGGUCUUUGUCAGUGAAAAAUUGGGCGUACAGAGGGCUACACAACUCUCGCCGGAUGUUCUCAAUGAGAUCCUCGAGAGUUAUCAGUGUUUCCGGGAAAUGACAGAAAUAGGAGAUUCCGCAGAGACUCUUGCUGCUUCCCCCACUGAGCCCUUUGCGGAGGAAGUUGAAGCCCUGGAAGGGGAAAUUAUGGAGCCCGUGGAAGCUGUACCUGCUCCAGCAACCACGAAGUCCAGCAAGAAGAAGGACAAGUUCAAAUCUCGUCAGCACGUGAGUUCAGAACAGGAACAGUUGGCGAAGCAAAAGUGUCUGUUCACUAAUAUAAGUGCCUACCUGGAAUUGUGUGCAUCCAGUGGGAUGCUCAAUCGAGGUCUCACCACCUUCCUCAAUUACCGCAAUCGCUGGAAGAGAUUCAACAUCACGCGUCACUUUGACAUUCGACUCUACAAUAUCCUGCUGCAGGGAUUCGCUGAAAAGGGAAAUCUCUCCAAGAUCAAGGAGAUUCUCAACAUUAUAAAAGCUGAUGGUGUCAAAAUGAUCCCACAAACCUUUGCCAUUGUCAUCGAAUGCAUCGGAAGGCAGGAACCUGACUUGGAGAAUACAAAACUCCUCCAGAAAUACCUCAAAGAUGCCAAUGCCUUGGGAAUCUCCCUGAAUGACAUCAUGGACAAGAGUAAAUUCCUUCAGGAUCAGAGAGAAAUUGUUCUGGAUACAAUUCAUCGGCUAGAACCCAAUUUUCUGCCAUCCUAUGCCGCACCUGAACUGACCUACAAUAACAAUCUCUUGAAUUCUCUCAAUCACAGUGUCCAGGGCAUUGCAGAGAGAGCUGCAAUUGCAGAAAAUAUUUCCGAAGAAAAAUUGAAAAAUAUCAAGGAAUUAAUGAAAGAACAAUUGGACAUUGAAAUGAAGGGAUACCUUACGGUCAAAAGUAUUGAAAAAUUUCCAGAACCAACGCCACUUGUUCAGCAUUAUAGAAAAAAACUCGAUGAACUCCAAAUAAUAUGGAGAAACCAAAUAAUUGCAGCAUUCACUCGCGAUCUAAAUACAAUUCGUGCUCAGACUCAGUGCAAGUUCAACAAGUCCAUCAAUCUCUUUCCGUACUUGAAAGUUCUUGAUACUGGGCAAUAUGCAGAUAUUCUGUUGCGAGAAAUACGAACUCUGGCUGAAGGAUCUGAGACUUACAGUCCAACAGUUGGGCAGCUCUAUCGAGAAUUGGGCACAAAAGUUCAGACGCGGUAUCAUUUGGAGAGAAUGAAGAAGGUUGGCCUACUUCACAAGACCAGAGACAUCUACUUGGACUACCUCUUGGCGCAGGAAUGUAAUGGGUCAUCAGGGGACAACCAUAGGCAGCUCUGGCAGAGAUUGUCCUAUGCUGCGUGCAGCGAAGGUCCAAGCAUGGACUACAUGAACCAGCCUUGGUCCACAAAUGUCACUUCGGCCAUUGGCAAGUUCCUCUACAACAUCCUCAUGAGGGACGUUAAGAUCGAUCUGAAUGCGACGAGAAUGAAUGGAAAGAGUCAAAAUCUAUCACCGGCAUUCUUUACGCUCUACAGAAAUCAAGGACGUCACAUGAAGGAGGAAGUUAAGCCCCAUCCAGUGCUUUCAAAAUUAUUUCGUGGUGCUCAGCAGGAAACUCUGACGUUCGACACAAAUCUCGUGCCAAUGCUUUGUCCGCCACAGCCUUGGAAUACGCCCAAUCAGGGUGGAUACUUAAUAACUAAGAGUGAACUCAUUCGAUUGCCCCAUCAGGCACAUCAGCAAUGGACGAGAAUUUGUGAAGUAUCUCCUAGGAAUUUAUAUCCAGCUCUCGAUUGUCUCAAUCAGCUGGCUUCUGUGCCAUGGAGGGUGAAUGGGGAGGUUUUGGAUGUUGUUUUGGAGGUGUUCAAUAAUGGGGGAAGUUCAAAAUUGGAUGUUCCUCAGCCACCGUCAGUUUUGCCCGCCCCAAUGGCUUUUCCGGAAGGUGAAGAAUUGACCAAUGAGAAGAAAUUUCUCAUGUACAAACAGAAGAUGACACAUAAGCGUCGUCAGGCGGAAAUGUACAGUCUCUGGUGUGAUUGUCUGUAUCGACUGUCAUUGGCUAAUCACUUCCGGAAUCGACCAUUUUGGUUGCCGCACAAUAUGGAUUUUCGGGGGAGGGUUUAUCCGCUUCCUCCGCAUUUCAGUCACAUGGGAUCUGACUUGGCCAGAUCUCUGUUGAUCUUCCAUGAGGGAAAGCCUUUGGGUCCGGAUGGGCUGAAAUGGCUCAAGAUUCACUGCAUAAAUCUCACGGGAACGAAGAAGAGGGAAUCAAUUGAUGAUCGUUUGAAGUACGCUGAUGCGAUAAUUGAGGAUAUUCUGGAUUCAGCGGAUAAUCCUCUUGGUGGGAAGAUGUGGUGGGCAGAAUCUGAUGAACCAUGGCAAACACUGGCAUGUUGUGUGGAGAUUGCAAAAGUCAUGAGAUCAUCCAAUCCGGAAACCUUCAUAAGUCACUUUCCAGUCCAUCAAGAUGGAUCUUGCAAUGGACUUCAGCACUAUGCUGCUCUUGGAAGGGAUACAGCUGGAGCAAUUAGUGUUAAUUUGGCUUCAUCAGAAAUCCCUCAAGAUGUCUACAGUUCCGUUGCUGCCCUCGUGGAGGAAGCUCGUGCCAGAGAUGCUGCCAAUGGAGUGGAAAUUGCCAAAAUUCUCAAUGGUUUUAUCCGGAGAAAAGUGAUCAAACAAACGGUAAUGACAACAGUUUACGGUGUCACUCGAUACGGGGCUCGCCUACAAAUUGCUCGGCAACUCAAGGACAUUGAGGAUUUCCCCAAAGAUCUCGUGUGGCAGGCUUCAUCCUACCUCACGGUGAAAACCUUCGAGAGCCUGAGGGAGAUGUUUAAGUCAACGAGAGAGAUUCAGGACUGGUUUACGCACUGUGCUCGACUUAUUUCGGCUGUUUGCUUCCAAAAUGUCGAAUGGGUGACCCCAUUGGGGCUCCCAGUUGUCCAACCGUACAAUCGCAUUGAGCGUUCGGCGAUGCAAAAGGGCAACAAAGUAGGCGAGAACUUUGCCAUUGAUAUGUACGAAAGGCCAAACAUUAUGAAGCAAAAGAAUGCUUUCCCCCCAAAUUUCAUCCACUCCCUCGACUCCAGUCACAUGAUGCUGACUUCACUCUUCUGCCAAGGAGCCGGACUCACUUUCAUCUCCGUUCACGACUGUUUCUGGACGCAUGCUUGCACCGUACCACAGAUGAAUAUCAUCACCAGGGAGCAAUUUGUGGCGCUCCACUCGUUGCCCAUUCUCGAGGAUCUGUCGGUGUUUCUCAAGCAGAAAUACUGCUUCAAAGACAGUGAUUUGAAGAAUGACGGAUCAGUGUCUGAUGCCACUAAGAAGAAAUUGAACAGGAUCCUAAGACAAUUGCCUGGAAAAGGUGAUUUCGAUCUCAACAACGUGCUCAAAUCUAUCUACUUCUUCAGCUGAAGAAGCUGCCAAGUGAUUAUUGUAAGAAAAAUUCCCCUACUAGUAGAUUGGUAGAUACUUCUAGUCACAGGACGAUGCAAAAAAGAUGUGGAAAGUGCAGAAAAAUCCAAAAGAUCACAAGUGGAGAAACGAUGGGAAUUGAGGGAGAGGGAUGAGUGUAUGUUAUUUUUAAACGCUGCACUGGACCAAUGUUCGUUAGUUCCGAAUGCUUGCUUCUCUUUGGGAUCUCAUCAGUCGCCUCCAUUCAGUCUUGGCUGGAUUGUUGGAGUGAUCGGACGAAGUGAUCAGCAGAUCAUUGGGAUUUCUGUUUGGUGCAAAAAUAAUAAAAGAAAAAGUGAAGAAAAAUCAA
Phlebotomus papatasi is the source of this 4310-nucleotide messenger RNA. It is a transcript of the gene mtRNApol, whose product is annotated as DNA-directed RNA polymerase, mitochondrial. Bases 104 to 3961 code for a protein of 1285 amino acids. Lineage: Eukaryota; Metazoa; Arthropoda; Insecta; Diptera; Psychodidae. Gene Ontology annotation, molecular function: protein binding; DNA-directed RNA polymerase activity; mitochondrial promoter sequence-specific DNA binding. Gene Ontology annotation, cellular component: mitochondrial DNA-directed RNA polymerase complex. The record is from RefSeq and is a predicted model, not a curated record. Gene Ontology annotation, biological process: mitochondrial transcription. The transcript has 6 exons.